GGUCAAAGGCUUCUUCUCUCCUGCCUGGGCGCCCCCAACCUGCUUGCCUGCCUGGCCGCCUCCGGCCUUGCCCACAUUAAAUGGGGUGCGGUCCGUCGAUCCCCAACAAGCUGGGCGGGAAGGGCCGGAAGCGCCGGAGCGUCAUACAGGAGGUCGCCGUCUUCCUUCCGACCAUCCGCGUUCCGGUGGCCAUCGACAUCGUCCAUCCGCUCCGGGGACUGGUUUCCAAGGAGCUGCUCGACCGUCUCGCCACGCUCCGUUCCAACGUCGUCCUGCUGGCUGAAGAUAUCUAUCAUGGGGAUAUGGCGGCUAUAUCUGAAUUAGAACGCGCCCUGGAGGAGUAUCUCCCGGUCGUUCUCGGUUUAACAGCGAAAGAGAGCCGUCUUGAAGCAUCUGUACAAUUCAGUUGGAGGACCUUGGAUGAUGACCAGGAGUGUUGUCUCGCGAGCGCGUGGUAUGAAGUUCUUUCUGUUAUCCACAUGAUGGCGAUGCUGGCAUUGUUUGAGGCAAACCUGAAACUCAUUCCGAGGAACGGGCAGUAUGGAAUUGAAAAGAAGGUCUCAGAAGAUUCAAAGAAAGAUGUCGUCGACUCAUUGCUCCGGGCAUCAGGAUGCUUAGACUACUCUGUGCAUCGCUUACUUGUUCAGAUACCUGUACAAAUCAAGAAGAGUUUUCCUAGUUAUCUGCAGGAAGGUAUGCUUGAGGCCAUCUCAAUUCAGGCAUUGGCUCAGUGUGUAGAAAUACAGCUUGGAUUGGCUUCUGAAUGUGAUAAGGCAACAUUGUCGGUAAAGAGACGGCUAGCAUGUGAGCAAGUCAGCUAUUUUUCACAGGCUCACUAUUGUCUGUCGGGAUGCGACACAAGUGACUCGUACGGAAAGAAGCUUCUGCUGUUCCUUAAGUGGAAAUGCAUGGAUGCUAAGGCAGUGGCAUAUUACUACCAUGCUCUAGUACUUGACAAAGGCAGCGAACCGAGCAACCAUAUAAGCGCAGUAUGUUGCCUCUCUGCAGCUGAUGACCUCCUUGCAGAGAGCAAGAGAGCUUGUCUGAGCUUUUGCCUGGCAAAUCCUAUCACAAGGGUGCCUCCUCCUUGGGGUAUCAUGAAAAACAUGCACAAGAAAAUUCCAGAUGUUGCGUACAAGAAAUUCCAAAUUUAUGGACAUCUUUUUGAACAAGACAAGAAUAGUGCACUUCAAUCCUUGCCUGAUCUUCCGGAGUUUCCACUGUCUCUGAGACCUGAGGGGUACGAAUUUCCUUGCACUGAUUCAAUCUGGGAGAAUGUCGAUUGCCAACCUCAGAUUCAGAGCCUCAAGGAGCAUUUGAAGGACGAGGAAGAAGAAGCGGAAGCAAAAUGAGAGUUCAGGCUCCCGAAUGCUUCCUUGUAUUAUAUCCUUAAAACUGACGGGAGUUGCACAACUACUAGUUGAAACAUGCAUAAGGAAGAACCAUAGAAAAUCAAAAGAUUUACUGUGUAAGUGAAAAGUAUUUA
Molecule: messenger RNA, 1486 nt
Organism: Lolium rigidum
Lineage: Eukaryota; Viridiplantae; Streptophyta; Magnoliopsida; Poales; Poaceae
Exons: 12
Coding region: 81-1352 (423 amino acids)
Source: RefSeq, a predicted model, not a curated record